Acromyrmex echinatior (Panamanian leafcutter ant) is the source of this 1696-nucleotide messenger RNA. RefSeq names its product dehydrogenase/reductase SDR family protein 7-like. Lineage: Eukaryota; Metazoa; Arthropoda; Insecta; Hymenoptera; Formicidae. Gene Ontology annotation, cellular component: membrane. The record is from RefSeq and is a predicted model, not a curated record. Gene Ontology annotation, molecular function: oxidoreductase activity.
CUCGUCCGUUGUAUAAUAUCGAUGCGUCUGAUUUUUUGGAAAGACUUUAACUAGGAAAGACAUACAAUAAAUAAUAACUUCAAAGUGAGAUGGAUGGAUACAUAUAUGAGAUCUCAGAAGAAGGAAAACUGGUAUAAAGUACAAAUAAAAAGUGCAAAUAAAAGGAUUAAGUCUCUUAUCGCAAAGAGCGGCAAACUUCGUAGUAUUUAUCUGAUGACAUAAGUUUCAAAGGUUAUAUUUCUGACUGACAUAAGCAUUAUUACUGUGAGAUUGUAAUUAUAACAACUUUCUUAAGUAAUGGCAACUUUUGAUCAGCAAAUAAUUACACUCAUAGAUAAUAAUUGAUGAGCACAGUUUAAUAAUUAAAUAUAUCUAUUACUAAUUAUUUAAUUCUAUUAAUUAAUUCUAUCAACAUUCGAUUGAAAUUCAUGUUAUCAUGAAAAACGAGAAGGAAGAAACUUUAGCAGGAUGGAAAAUUAUAUGGUGGUUAUUCAAAUUAUUCGGUCUUCCAAUUACCAUUCCUUGGUUGGUGUAUCAUUUUUAUGAUAUUAUGCUGCAAAAGCGGAAAAAAAUAGCUCUUGAUAAUAAGGUUGUUAUGAUAACUGGCGCUAGUUCUGGCUUAGGAGAAGCUUUAGCUCAUACAUUCUAUAGCUUGGGUUGCAGAAUUAUCUUGGUAUCUCGUAGAAAAGAGGAAUUGGAGAGAGUAAAGAACGAUUUGAUGAAUACUCAUCAAACAGUUCCAACAUAUCCACCUAUUGUUUUAUCAUUAGAUUUAACUGAUAUUAAUAACUUGAAAAAUAAAGUGUCAAAAAUUAUAAUGGUACAUGGCAGAAUUGACAUUCUAAUUAAUAAUGCUGGUAUUUCAUAUAGAGGAGAAGUUAUUGACACAAAUGUUGAUGUAGAUAUAAAAGUCAUGUUAUCGAAUUAUUUCUCUCAGAUUGCAUUAAGCAAAAUUGUUCUGCCAUACAUGAUAGAGCAAAAGUCUGGUCAUAUAAUAGGUAUAAGUAGUGUACAAGGGAGAAUUGCUAUUCCAUUUAGAUCUGCAUAUGCUGCAUCUAAGCAUGCAUUACAAGCUUGGUAUGAUACUGCAAGAGCAGAGCUAUGUGACAAAAAUAUAAAAUUCACGGUUGUCAAUCCAGGAUAUAUUAAAACAUCUCUUUCUCUUAAUGCCUUGACAGGAAACGGGCAAGUUUAUGGAAUAAUGGAUAAAACAACUGAAAGUGGUUUUCAACCAAAGUAUGUAGCUGAAUGUAUUUUAAAAUCUGUAUUGAAGCAAGAAAAGGAAGUUACUAUUGCAUCAUUUUCUCCAAAGUGUGCUAUAAUACUUAGAACUCUGUUCCCUUCACUUUAUUUCUGGAUUAUGCAAAAGCGUGCGAGAAAAUUAGCACGAGACAAAUAAUAUUAUUUUAUAUAUAAAAUAAAAAAUAUCAGAAAUCAUGUAAUUAUAUAAUUUAAUAGAGGUUACGGAUAAAAUUUUAUAAUCAACUUUCAAGUUAUUAUGUUCAUUCAUAUAUAUGUACAUGUAUAUAUAUAUAUGAAAGCAAGGGAUAGCAGUUAAAUAAAAUACACUAUUCAAAAGUAUAUUUUAUUUAUAUCAUAGCCACUCUCUGACUAGUGGAGUAUCUUUACAUUAUGUACACUUUAUUACUAUGAACUUUUAAUUGGAACUGUGUGUGUGUGUGUGUGUGUGUGUGUG